Molecule: messenger RNA, 728 nt
Organism: Cercocebus atys (sooty mangabey)
Lineage: Eukaryota; Metazoa; Chordata; Mammalia; Primates; Cercopithecidae
Gene: CIB4
Product: calcium and integrin binding family member 4
Exons: 8
Coding region: 55-612 (185 amino acids)
Molecular function (GO): calcium ion binding
Source: RefSeq, a predicted model, not a curated record
GCGAGUCCUUGGGGCUGAGGUUCUACUGCUGGCAAAGAGAAAGGUGUGGUUGGCAUGGGGCAAUGCUUAAGGUACCAGAUGCACUGGGAGGACCUGGAAGAGUACCAGGCCCUGACCUUCCUGACCAGAAAUGAAAUUCUGUGUAUCCACGACACCUUCCUGAAGCUCUGCCCUCCUGGGAAGUACUACAAGGAGGCGACGCUCACCAUGGACCAGGUCAGCUCCCUGCCGGCUCUGCGGGUCAACCCUUUCAGAGACCGUAUCUGCAGGGUGUUCUCCCACAAAGGUGUGUUCUCCUUUGAAGAUGUGCUGGGCAUGGCAUCUGUGUUCAGCGAGCAGGCCUGCCCAAGCCUGAAGAUUGAGUACGCCUUUCGCAUCUAUGAUUUUAAUGAGAAUGGCUUCAUUGAUGAGGAGGACCUGCAGAGGAUCAUCCUGCGGCUGCUGAACAGUGAUGACAUGUCUGAGGACCUGCUGAUGGACCUCACGAACCACGUCCUGAGUGAGUCAGAUCUGGACAAUGACAACAUGCUGUCCUUCUCAGAGUUUGAACAUGCGAUGGCCAAGUCUCCGGAUUUCAUGAACUCCUUUCGGAUUCACUUCUGGGGAUGCUGAUGUAGCUGCAAAUACCUGACGUGGCAGCCUCGAGGGAGACCACUGGCAUCGAAGCCCCUCCAGCAGUGGAGGGAGCUGGUCUGAAAAACAGCUUCAGGGGUAGAUGCCGCAUCCAC